Pleurotus ostreatus (oyster mushroom) is the source of this 1392-nucleotide messenger RNA. RefSeq lists its product as uncharacterized. Gene Ontology annotation, molecular function: glutamine synthetase activity. The record is from RefSeq and is a predicted model, not a curated record. The transcript has 4 exons. The coding region runs from base 1 to 1392 and encodes 463 amino acids. Lineage: Eukaryota; Fungi; Basidiomycota; Agaricomycetes; Agaricales; Pleurotaceae.
AUGAUCAAUGAACGAAAACCGGUCAUAGGGGUGAAAUAUACGCCUUCGUCCAUGGACGUCGAUCGCCAAGAGCUCGACAUCCACAAUUUGCCAGGCAUUAAAUACAUUCGAAUUCAAUGGGUGGACCUAACGAAUGCCAUUUGCUAUCGUGUCAUCCCAAUUUCUUACUUCAUCAAGAUUCUUCAAUCGCCUCGCCCAAGCAUCAGCAUAACGAAAUCGAUCCUGGGACUCGUCCAUCUAACGCUUGCAGAGGGCUUUAGCCCGAUAGGAGAGUACCUUUACGUUCCAGAUAUCACUACAUUGAAGUUGUGUGGUUAUGCGCCUGGAUACGCGACCUUAAUGGGCUACUUUGAAGAAAAAAGCCCGAAGCAAAACGUACCCAGAUCCCUUGAGUACAAGGUCGACCUUUGCCCUCGUACCAUCUUGAACCGCAUCGUGGAGGAUGCUAGGGUGUCGCUCGGCCUUGACUUCCUGGUCGGCUUUGAAACGGAAUUUAUACUACUGAGCUCCGUGUCUCCCGUUAAAGCAGUAAACGAAGCAUCCUAUGGUCGAGCGUCAGGGCUGAGAACUGGCAGCCCUGAGUACCUUGCUCUGGAAGAGAUGCUGGACGCCCUUCAUCUCUCCGGUAUCGAAGUCCAGGCGCUUCACAAGGAAGGGGCCCCAGGUCAAUACGAAAUCGUCACAGCUCCCCUUCGACCCCUUCAAGCGGUCGACGCUCUCAUCCAUACUCGGGAAACUAUCUACAACAUCGCCAACAAGCACGGCCUGUACGCAACAUUGGCCCCACGAGUAUACGGUAAUAGCUGUGGAAGCUCGUCCCACGCUCACAUCUCGGUCCAUGCACAAGGAGAGUCGCCAGUGUCAUCGGUUUCUCCAAAUCUCACCGACGUCGAAGCUUCAUUCCUGGCAUCUGUGCUCGACCACUUGCCAGCCUUGAUAGCCCUGACGCUCCCGAUCCCAGAGUCGUUCAAACGCAUGGCCGAUGGCGUCUGGUCCGGCGGUACAUACGUGUGCUGGGGGACAGACAACCGCGAGGCACCUUUGCGUCUGUCAAACGCAACAUCGCCAUCGACGCGGAACUUCGAAUACAGAGCACUAGAUGGAACAGCGAAUCCUUACAUCGCUAUAGCAGGAAUAAUUGGAGCAGGAGUAGAAGGUGUACGCGAUCAAGUUGAACUGAAGAUACAGGACAAUUCUGGUGAUAUUCCAGCGGCCAAUAUGGAUGACCGAGAGAGAGGGGCGCUGGGGAUCACGAAGCGGUUGCCUUUGUCCUGGGAUGAGGCAAGAGAAAAUUUAGAGCAAGAUGAGUUAAUGGGAGAGCUUUUAGGGGGGAACUUCGUGGCCAAGUACCUCAAUGUAAACAAGGAAAGUCUUUUUCGGACGUCUUUAUGA